Molecule: messenger RNA, 741 nt
Organism: Camellia sinensis
Lineage: Eukaryota; Viridiplantae; Streptophyta; Magnoliopsida; Ericales; Theaceae
Source: RefSeq, a predicted model, not a curated record
AUGAGUCGGGCGGCUUACAAAGAAUUUGGAGAUGUUGUUUCAUUUGACACAACUUACCUCACUAAUAAAUAUGAUAUGCCAUUUGCUCCGUUUGUAGGAGUUAACCACCAUGGACAGUCGAUUUUGCUUGGUUGUGGACUGUUAUCUAGUGAAGACACUGAUACAUUUGUUUGGCUGUUCAAAUCAUGGUUAAAUUGCAUGUCAGAUCAUCCCCCAAAAGCUAUAAUAACUGAUCAGUGCAAAGCUAUGCAAAAUGCGAUAGAAAUUGUCUUCCCCAAUACUCGACAUCGAUGGUGUUUAUGGCAUAUCAUGAAGAAAAUUCCGGAGAAAUUGAAAGGGUAUUCCCAAUAUGAAUCCAUGAAGAUGGAUUUGCAAAAUGCAGUGUAUGACACAUUCACAAAAGAUGAAUUCGAGAUGAAAUGGAAAGAGAUGAUUGAAAAAUUCAAUCUUUAUGAGAAUCGAUGGUUGGGGGUGUUAUAUGAUGAGCGACAGCGAUGGGUUCCUGAUGGCUACACCAAUGCAAAAUUCAAAGAAGUUCAAGCAGAGAUGAAGAGACUGGUUUAUUGUCAGCCGUUUAUGGUCAAAGAAGAGGGUUCAAUUUGUACAUAUUUUGUAAAGGAAGCUAUGGUACUUUUUGGGAAGAUGAAGCAUGUGGACUUUGUUGUCUAUUAUAAUUCGACCGAAUUUGAUGUGCAAUAUAUGAGUUCAGGGUUCCUUGUUACAAGUAGGGAAGGGUAUUAA